AUGUCCAGCAACUGCUUAUUGUAUCUUAGAUCAUACACGAGUCACAGAGGCCAUGUGACUAGACAGUUGAAUAAGUGUGAUCAGCUGGUUCAGUCAGGUGCCACAGCCAAAAUACUAGAAAACCACAUAGAAGUGGCCAAGCAAAAGUUGCAGAGAACAAACGAGGCUGCAGAUGACUAUCUCAAAGUCCUCAUGCAAAAGAAUGCUGAACCUGAUAAACUAGAUACCUUCCAUGCUGAGACAGAACAGUUUGAAGAGGGUGUUCAAGAUCAUCUAGACAAAUUAACACAAUCUCUAGAAAAAUUGCAGAGCAAAUCAGUUUCUCAAAAUACUCUGACCACGAUUGAAACUGAUAAACAGGAAACAAUCCAGAAAGUUCGUCUUUCAAAAACUGAUUUUCCUCACUUCCAUGGUAGAGAUGAAAAUUUCGAAUGCUAUUGGAACACAUUCGACUCCUUAGUAAACUCAAAAGGCUCUAUUAGCAAGCCUAAUAAAUUCCUCAAUUUGCAAAGUACUCUUGUGGGUGAAGCAAAUGCAGUUGUCGAGUACCUAAUUCCUAGUGAUAAGGACUACGAUACUGCUAUUCAGUUACUAGAAGUUAAUUACAGCAAUAAAAAAAUUCCUAUUGCUAAUCUUUAUUAUAAGUUAAGAGCGAUACCUACACCUGAAGCUCUAUAA
This is a messenger RNA of Procambarus clarkii (red swamp crayfish), 678 nucleotides long. RefSeq lists its product as uncharacterized. The record is from RefSeq and is a predicted model, not a curated record. NCBI's taxonomy places the organism in Eukaryota, Metazoa, Arthropoda, Malacostraca, Decapoda, Cambaridae.